Molecule: messenger RNA, 2317 nt
Organism: Lepisosteus oculatus (spotted gar)
Lineage: Eukaryota; Metazoa; Chordata; Actinopteri; Semionotiformes; Lepisosteidae
Gene: mpped2a
Product: metallophosphoesterase domain containing 2a
Molecular function (GO): hydrolase activity
Source: RefSeq, a predicted model, not a curated record
CAGUGGCAGUCCAUUCUCACUGCACUGCUCUCAGGCUCCCUUCUCCCAGAUCGAGGCUGCUCUCUCUCUCUCUCUCCCUCGCUCACUCGCUCUGUUUCUGUCUGUGUCUCAUUUCCACAAGAGCCAGCCGGGGGUCCCUCAGGGUCGAAGGUUCUGCCCUGCCCUGCUCCAACCUCAACCUCUUAGCCUUCCAAAUCUGCAUCCAUUCUUCAUGGAUCGGCGUCUCUAACAACGCAGAGGGCAACCCCGGGACACAUCACAGCCAGAGGAAAGAUCACAGUCCAGCACUGGAGCAGUCGGUCUGGGUUUUGAGUUGGGGUUCUGAACAAUGAGUGUUACAGCAGUGGUUUGUCCUGGAUCCUGGUAGAUUGCUCAUGUGCAAAAAGUCAGAAGGAUGGCUCAUGGAAUUCCAUCCCAGGGCAAGGUUACCAUCACUGUGGAUGAAUACAGCUCGAACCCUACCCAGGCAUUCACACACUACAACAUUAACCAGAGCAGGUUCCAGCCCCCCCAUGUACACAUGGUGGAUCCAAUCCCAUAUGACACCCCCAAACCUGCUGGCCACACACGGUUCGUCUGCGUGUCUGACACACACUCCCGAACAGAUGGUAUUCAGAUGCCUUACGGGGAUGUCCUCCUACACACAGGCGAUUUCACUGAGCUGGGACUGCCCUCGGAGGUUAAGAAGUUUAACGACUGGUUAGGGAGCCUACCAUACGAAUUUAAAAUAGUAAUCGCAGGAAACCAUGAACUGACGUUUGAUAAGGACUUCAUGGCUGACCUGGUGAAGCAGGAUUACUACCGCUUUCCUUCUGUAUCCAAGUUGAAACCGGAGGACUUUGACAAUGUACAGUCACUCCUUACAAACUGUUUAUAUCUACAAGACUCAGAAGUGACAGUCAAAGGAUUUCGAAUUUAUGGGACCCCUUGGACACCCUGGUUUAACGGAUGGGGUUUUAACCUGCCUCGAGGCCAGUCUUUAUUGGACAAGUGGAACCUUGUUCCAGAAGGCAUUGAUAUUCUCAUGACCCAUGGGCCUCCACUUGGUUUCAGAGACUGGGUACCGAAAGAGCUGCAGCGAGUGGGCUGUGUGGAACUCCUGAACACAGUACAGAGGCGAGUCCGGCCCAAACUCCAUGUUUUCGGUGGAAUUCACGAAGGUUACGGCAUUAUGACAGAUGGUUACACGACGUACAUUAACGCAUCUACCUGUACAGUCAGUUUUCAGCCGACCAACCCUCCAAUCAUAUUUGAUCUCCCCAACCCACAAGCAUCAUGAAACACUACCCCUGCUUUGGGGGGAGGGGGGGGAGGUCUAUUUACAUACCAUUUUUUUCUAACAAUAAGCCAGAAGAAUCCUAAUAAAUGUUUCUUUCCACGAUAUUGGUCUUUUGUAAACUGAUGGUACAAAAGUAAAAGAUUUAAAAAGAAGAAAAGCUCAUGCUGUUGAAAAUGGAUAGGAUCUUUAAGAAUAUGAAGCUUUGUGAAUUUGUAUAACUACCAUAUAUAUUUUGUUUGCAUUUGCUGGAUACAUUGUUAACUGUAAUUUGGUAUGUUCUCUCUACGGGACAAUUAAGCUUUCUUUGGGUAGAUACGUCUACUGCCUUAAACUAACUUUGUUGUGAUACACAAAGAAAACAUUUAUGGUCAAGUAUGAAUGCCCAUUAUUUAUUUUCCGUAAGGAAUUAUAAGGCAAAUGUGCAUUCGGGUUGCACGCAGUGCAGAGUUUCGAUCCAGAAAGUUGCAGCUUAACUCUCGUUCCUCGUUCCAGAUUUAAUCUUAUGUGCACCAACUUCACCAAAAUACUUUGUUCUUUUUCUUUUGUUUUCUGUAAUGUCUACACUAGUGCUGUUUGCAUGUGCAUAAGCACUAGUCCUACACGUUGUUUUUUUAUAUAAAGUAUAUACAACUAAGAUGUAAAUCUUUUUGUUGAAUCUCCUCUGAUGGAGAGGAUAUGCUUAAUGAAAAUAAUCCAAGUUUUUAUGUAAUGAAUGGAACAACAUGUUUAGCUGUAACCCUUUUUCUAACACAUCUGCCUAAACAAGGUUUAUUUGUCCUUAAAAUCUUAAAUAUUAUUGUAUUUGUGUUUUUACUUUUUUCUUAAUUUUGCACUGUGUGUAAAUGCAAUCUUGCUAGCACAAAAAUUGUUGCCAAUAGUUGUUUCAACUUUGCCACUGUAAAUGCUACUGGGCUUUUUUUCUGACUUAGGUUCUUUGUUUAUGGAAAUUUAGAAAUGCAUUUUUUCUUUAAAAUUAUUGUGAUAUAUAUUUAGCUGCCUUUAUAUGCAAAUAAAAUUGCAGAAUUUUUACUUAUUAAA